Molecule: messenger RNA, 1587 nt
Organism: Eurytemora carolleeae
Lineage: Eukaryota; Metazoa; Arthropoda; Copepoda; Calanoida; Temoridae
Product: serpin-Z1B
Exons: 9
Coding region: 3-1421 (472 amino acids)
Molecular function (GO): serine-type endopeptidase inhibitor activity
Source: RefSeq, a predicted model, not a curated record
GAAUGAUUAAAAUGUUUAAGUUAUGGUUGUUUAAUAUUUUAAUACAAUUAGCAGUAGCUCAACAAGUCCCUGGCCAGGUUAGUUCUACUCCAAGUCCUAGUUCUACUCCAGGUCCUAGUACUACUCAAGGUCCAGUAUCCGGAAAACCAACGCCACGAAACGAAACCUUCAAACCUAAUACUGAACCUGCUGAAAUUGGAACUGGUGCCUCGGGGAUCGAACUUCCAUUGGUAAACCCGAACCCGAAAAAUGAAGAAAAAAAGGUCAUAGAAGCCUUAUCCAAUGCCAUGUUGGACUUCAGUGAAAGAUUCUACGUGGAGCUGAGUAAAAGAGAGACUGGUAAUUUUGUGUUCUCUCCUCUCAGUUUACACUCGGCCCUGAGUUUGAUGGCUCUAGGCUCUACAGAGAACUCCACCACUAGGACGGAGACAUUAUCCGCUCUAGGAGGAAUCACCAAUACCUCGAGACUAAUGGAGGCUUAUAGGAAUAUUUUAAAUAAUUCCGACCCUGACCAUCUGGCUUACGGGAACCAUAUCUGGGUAAACAAUAAUGUUGAACUACAAGAUAAAUACAAGGAAAAAAUCAAAAGUUUAGAUGCUCAAAUAUCAUCUCUCAACAUGGCAGAUCAGAGCUCUCUGAACGCUGUCAAUGAUUGGGUUGCAAAACUAACCCGGAACAAGAUUCCCCAAGUUCUCUCCGAUCUGCCGUCUGAGACCCAAGUUCUGAUAACAAAUGCUCUCUACAUCAAGGAGGCUUGGACCUUGAAGUUCCGAGAGGCGGAUAAACGUGAGUUCUUCAGGACAAAUGAAACGAAGCCGAUAGAUGUAAAUAUGAUGGAGAGAUUUGGAACUCAUGCUGCUUAUGGGCUUUUUAAAUUUUCAAAUUAUGAAAACAAUUCAGAUUUUGAAAUGCAAGUUAUUCUUCCAAAUGAAAAAAUAGAUUUGGGCCUCAUGGAGAAAUAUUUAGAUGACAGUAUUUAUCAAAGUAUAAACGAGAAAAGAGGAGGAGGAUUCCGUCUUUUUAAAUCCGCCAAGGAUACAACGAGACGAAAUUUCGCUGAAGUUCGCAUAAAAAUGCCAAAGUUUAAUAUUGAAACCGAUAUUGAUGCAUCGCAGGUUUUGAAGAAAUUAAAUGUAAAACAAGUUUUUUCAGCUGAGAGUGAGUUGGGAGAAAUGGUGAAAUCUAAGAACCUAAAAGUUGACAAGGUUGUUCAUAAAGCUCUUGUUAAUGUUGACUACGAGGGUACUGAGGGUGCUGCAUCUACAGCUAUUAAUAUAGUUCCACUCUCAGCUAAUUUUGGAGACAGGGUUGAGUUUAUCGCAGACCGUCCGUUCAUGUUCCUGGUUUUUGAUAAAGUAAACAAUAUUCCUAUUCUGGUCGGCAGGGUUGUUAAUCCACAACAGAUCGCCCUGAUCAGUUAAACUAGUAUAUUAUGAUCUGUGCUAAUUAUAUCUAGAUAUCAGGAUCGUAAUAAUAUCUCUAUAGUUCUCCUGAUAAAUCUUUUAACGAGUCUUUUUUAAUUUUUGAUUUUUUCCUGUUUUUCAUUUUUUCAAUUUCAGUUUUACAAUUUCAGUUUUUCAAUUUCAG